AACACCUCCUAACACCCACCCCCUACGCCCAUUUUACCUAUGUAUACACAUGCAUGUGUGUAUAUAUUGUCCAAAAUAAGUGAUCUUUAACAUAUAUGGAACUAUUUACAUGAGUUGGGUCAUCAUUAUUUUGUUGAAAAAUUAUAUUGCAUGCAAUUCUUGUUUUUUUUUGACUUAAAUGUGUGUAAAGCAACAGUUGCAACUAGCUUCUAAUGCUUAAAGAUUGAAUACUAAUUGAGUUUCUUGGGUUUUUGACUUAAUCUUUAUAGUAUCCGACACGUAAAGGUUUGUUUUUUUCAUUUUUUUGUUUUGUUUAUUGUUAAAAAAUAUCUGUUUAGGUAGAUAACCAAACUCAGGCGGAUACUACAAAGCUGUCUGCAAUAUCAAGUUCACAAAUUUAGUAUUUUUUUCUUUGUUUUGUGUUGCUAAGGAAUUAUUAGCAGGCUACCAUCAUUCCAUAAUAGUGCUUUGUCAGCUUCUUUAUGUAAAGAUUUGUUGAAUUUGAAUUGAAAAAGGGGGAGAGAGAAAAGUUAGUAGUUGUGAUAUAGGUGAAAUUUUCUACUUAGUAAAAAUAUUCUCCUCUUUUUCUGGUUAUCAUAACUUGUAAGGAAGUGGAAAAUUGAAGAAGUUUUCAAGAAUUUAGUUAGUUAAGUGGGAAUGAGCUAAGGCAAGAAAACUUAAAUACUGUUUGAAAUGUGCUUAAAUAUAUUGUCCAAUAAGGGAUUUUGCUCCUAUCCUUAAAAGGGGUUGUUUCUCUUCAAAUUCUUGAAAUAGUUUUGGUCAUUGGUUGAUACAACUUAUGCAAAGUUUGUGAUAUUGGGGGUUCAAAGAUUCUUCAUUUACAUACUUUGAGGUAUUUAGAUUGUUUUUUGUUAAAAAUUUGUGAGGUUUUAGCUAUUGAAAGAAGAUGGUUGGUAGUAUUGAGGUGAAAAGUGGUAAUAAUGUGUACUCAAAUGGGAGAGUACAUAACCACAAUGGUCUAGAGGAGAAACUUGAUGAACUUAGGCAAAUUCUUGGUAAAUCUAAUGGUGAUUUAUUGAGAAUUGUUUGUGUUGGAGCUGGUGCUUGGGGCAGUGUUUUUGCAGCUUUGCUGCAAGAUAGUUAUGGCCAAUUGCGCGAUAAGAUUCAAAUUCGUGUAUGGAGAAGGUCAGGUAGAGCUGUUGAUAGAGCCACAGCAGAACAUUUAUUUGAAGUGAUCAAUUCAAGGGAGGAUGUGUUAAGGAGGUUGAUCAGGAGAUGUGCAUAUCUUAAGUAUGUCGAGGCGAGAUUAGGCGAUCGGACAUUAUAUGCUGAUGAAAUCUUGAGAGAUGGUUUCUGCUUAAACAUGAUUGAUACACCACUUUGUCCAUUGAAAGUUGUGACCAAUUUGCAAGAAGCUGUGUGGGAUGCUGAUCUUGUGAUAAAUGGAUUGCCAUCGACUGAAACACGAGAAGUGUUUAGGGAGAUCAGCAAGUAUUGGAAGGAAAGAUUAACUGUACCAAUCAUCAUUUCUUUGGCAAAGGGUAUUGAGGCUGAAUUAGAUCCAGUUCCACAUAUUAUUACUCCAACACAGAUGAUCAAUCGGGCAACUGGAACACCAGUAGAAAACAUCCUUUAUCUCGGUGGACCAAAUAUUGCUUCGGAGAUUUACAACAAAGAGUAUGCUAAUGCUAGGAUUUGUGGAUCAGAAAAAUGGAGAAAACCACUUGCAAAGUUCUUAAGGCAACCUCAUUUUAUUGUUUGGGACAACAGCGACCUUGUAACACAUGAAGUCAUGGGAGGCUUGAAGAAUGUCUACGCCAUUGGAGCCGGGAUGGUAGCUGCACUAACAAAUGAGAGUGCCACCAGCAAAUCAGUAUAUUUUGCACACUGUACAUCAGAGAUGAUAUUCAUCACGUAUUUGUUGACUGAAGAACCAGAAAGGCUAGCAGGGCCUUUGCUAGCUGAUACAUAUGUAACAUUGUUGAAAGGUCGUAAUGCAUGGUAUGGUCAAAUGAUAGCUAAGGGAGAACUGAGUCUCGAUAUGGGUGAUAGCAUCAGUGGAAAAGGAACAAUCCAGGGAGUUUCUGCAGUCGAAGCAUUCUAUGAACUUCUAAGUCAGUCAAGUUUGAAUGUGUUACACCCGGAAGCGAAUAAGCCGGUCGCCCCAGUUGAGCUGUGCCCCAUCUUGAAGACUUUGUACAAGAUACUCAUUAAAAGGGAACAAGGGCCACUGGCUAUUCUUCAGGCACUGAGGGAUGAAAACUUGAAUGAUCCGCGCGAUCGGAUUGAGAUUGCGCAAAGCCAUGCAUUUUACAGGCCUUCACUUCUUGGGCAACCUUGAUCGACAGUUUAUUUAGAACAAUUAAUGAAUAAGUAUAUAGACUGAUUCAAACUGGAUGGGAUUGUUUUAUGUGGUGAAGAAAACAUAUACUUGAUACUCAAAUUUGUAUUGAUGAACAUGCCAAAACAUGGUCCUAUUUUCUUGAUAUUCAUUUGAACUUGAAGCA
Lycium barbarum (goji berry) is the source of this 2468-nucleotide messenger RNA. RefSeq names its product probable glycerol-3-phosphate dehydrogenase [NAD(+)] 1, cytosolic. Gene Ontology annotation, biological process: glycerol-3-phosphate catabolic process; carbohydrate metabolic process. The coding region runs from base 908 to 2302 and encodes 464 amino acids. Gene Ontology annotation, cellular component: cytosol; glycerol-3-phosphate dehydrogenase (FAD) complex. The record is from RefSeq and is a predicted model, not a curated record. Gene Ontology annotation, molecular function: glycerol-3-phosphate dehydrogenase [NAD(P)+] activity; NAD binding. The transcript is spliced from 5 exons. Lineage: Eukaryota; Viridiplantae; Streptophyta; Magnoliopsida; Solanales; Solanaceae.